Molecule: messenger RNA, 1608 nt
Organism: Saccharomyces paradoxus
Lineage: Eukaryota; Fungi; Ascomycota; Saccharomycetes; Saccharomycetales; Saccharomycetaceae
Gene: BFR2
Product: rRNA-processing protein BFR2
Exons: 1
Coding region: 1-1608 (535 amino acids)
Biological process (GO): maturation of SSU-rRNA from tricistronic rRNA transcript (SSU-rRNA, 5.8S rRNA, LSU-rRNA)
Cellular component (GO): nucleus; nucleolus
Source: RefSeq, a predicted model, not a curated record
AUGGGAAAAUCACUGGCGGAUCAAAUUUCAGAUAUCGCCAUUAAACCGAUUAAUAAGGACUUCGAUAUCGAAGAUGAGGAAAAUACAUCAUUAUUUCAACAUAAUGAAAAGAAUGGAGAAAGUGACUUAAGCGAUUAUGAGGAUGCCAACAUAGAACAAACCAAGAAAGCGCAUUAUUUUGAAGUGGAAAAGUCUAAGCUGAGAGCAGAAAAAGGUUUGGAACUAAACGAUCCGAAAUAUACAGGUGUUAAGGGUUCCAGACAAGCAUUAUAUGAGGAAGUUUCGAAUAAUGAGGAAGAAGGAGAAGAAGAAGAAGAAGACGAAGAAGACGAAGAGGAAGAUGCCCUCUCAUUCAGAACGGAUUCCGAGGAUGAACAAGUGGAGAAUGAGGAAGAAGAGUCAGACGCGGACGGCGAUGAAAUGGAGGAGGCUCAACAGAAAAGGCAAGCACUAUCUAAACUAGUUCAACAAGAAACUAAACAUGCCAUCAAUAAACUGUCUCAAUCAGUUCAAAGAGACGCUUCAAAGGGUUAUUCAAUUUUACAACAGACCAAAUUAUUCGACAAUAUCAUUGAUUUGAGAAUAAAACUACAAAAAGCUGUAAUUGCAGCAAAUAAGCUUCCAUUAACUGCAGAGUCCUGGGAAGAGGCUAAAAUGGACGAUUCACAGGAAACAAAGCGUUUGUUGAAGGAAAACGAGAAGCUGUUCAAUAAUUUGUUCAAUCAGUUGAUAAAUUUUAGAAUAAAGUUCCAACUUGGCGAUCAUAUCACUCAGAGCGAAGAAACGGCGAAGCAUAAAAUAUCCAAGAAAAGAUCUGUUAAAGAGCUUCAUAAAGAAACCGAUAGCUUAGACUUAGAACUGAAAGAGUACAGGAGUGCUGUUUUGAACAAAUGGUCUACCAAAGUUUCUUCUGCAUCAGGUAACUCUGCUUUAUCAUCCAACAAAUUCAAAGCUAUCAACUUACCUGCGGACGUGCAGGUAGAAAACCAACUAUCCGAUAUGUCCCGUUUGAUGAAAAGAACAAAAUUAAAUAGGAGGAACAUAACGCCUUUGUAUUUCCAAAACGACUGCGCUAAUGGUAGAUUGCCAGAAUUAACUUCUCCAGUUGUCGAAGAUGGUGUUGAUGACAAUGAGAAUUCGGAUGAUGGGCUCGAUAUCCCGAAAAACUAUGACCCAAGAAGGAAGGAUAACAAUGCCAUUGACAUUGCUGAAAAUCCAUAUGUUUUCGACGAUGAAGAUUUCUAUCGUGUUUUACUAAACGACUUAAUUGAUAAGAAGAUCUCUAACGCUCACAAUUCUGAAAGUGCAGCAAUCACAAUCACCUCGGCCAAUUCUCGUUCUAGUAAUAAGCUAAAGAAGAAUAUUGAUACCAAGGCUUCCAAAGGUAGAAAACUAAAUUACUCGGUUCAAGAUCCAAUUGCUAAUUAUGAAGCCCCCAUUACAUCUGGAUACAAAUGGUCAGAUGACCAAAUAGAUGAAUUCUUUGCGGGAUUGUUAGGUCAACGUGUGAACUUUAAUGAAAAUGAUGACGGUGAGCAAAAUGUCGGAGAAGAAAACGACGAAGAAUUAGAGGCUGUUAAAAAUGAUGAUAUCCAAAUCUUUGGUUGA